UAAAGAAGUUAGAAAUGAAGCUAAAGCCCCACAGAUCUGAAUUAUCCACAAAAAACUCAUCAACUGGCUGCAAGCAGCUCACCAUUACCGGAUUCUCUCUCUCUCUCUCUCUCUCUCUCUCUCUCUCUCUCUCUCUCUCUCUCUCUCGUUUCCAAACACCACGAGGCCUGUGCGAUUUCUCCCCAGGUUUGGCGUGUCCACGCGGCCACCAGUAUGAUAACAGCGUUGUCAUCAGCAUUUUCCGAGUGGAUGCUCAUCUUUAUGUUAUUUAUAGAUGGUGGUUUUGGUUAUUUAAUCACCAGGUUUGCCCAAUAUUGUCACUUGCAAACCCCGUGUUGGUUCUGCUCGAGGCUGGAUCAUGUUCUGGGCAAGGAAAGAUCAUGCUCUUACUGGGAUUUGAUCUGCUGCAACCAUAAGUCGAUGAUCUCUUCCCUGGUUCUUUUCCGUCUUCACAAUAACGCUGUUGAUGCUCAUGUAAGGUGUGACAGCUGCCCCUCCUCAUCGGAAACAGUAAAUAAAUCAAACACCCAGACGCAUGAAUUGCUGGUGGGGGGAAUAGGUGCAGAAAGUCACCUUCUUGUUGACCAGACUCUUUUGAGAGAGAGCCUUUGCCUGGAGGAGCUGUCUGUUUCUAACGGUUUUGCCCAAAAGUUGCUUCCAAUUAAAUAUGAUAGGCCCCAGGCAGCUGAUCGACUUGAUUCACCUUUACCUGUGAAGAAUACGGAUGGUGAAAAAGGUAUAGGUAACACUGAUUCAGGUGCUGCAAUUUCAUUAGAUGAUGAUUGUGCUGAUCUUCUUUUCCCCUCAAUUCCUGAAGGGGAUAAUUUUGAACAAGAUUUGAUCAAUUCACGUAUUCUUCCUGAACGUCAUAGUAUUACUAUUUCGGAGGAGUUGUCAUCUGAGAAAUUGAUCCAUCAAUCUUCAGUGCCAUUUUUAGUUUCAGAAGUACAGUUGGAAGCUGACCGAGGUUCCGCUUCCAAUGAAGUCUCAGCUGAAGAUGUUGACAGUGGUUCAAUUGAAAUCAACUCGAGGCAAGCUGAGCAUGGUGAACUCAUAUCUGAGGACCUUCCAUUGCCAUUUGCCAUCACAACUCGUCAUAAUAUGCCGGGAGAACCUUCUGAUGCAACAAUGACAGGUAAGUUGAACAAGGAAAUGCCGCCUAAGACGGAGAGUGAUUGUUUCAUGUCAAGUGAACCCUUGUUGGAUUCUAAGCCAGAUAUAGCUCAUACUACUAGUAGUACACAUAGGGCAGCACCAUCUUUAGAUUUAGGCGAUGCUUAUAAGCUGGCCACUAGUAGCAGGGUCAUGGCUGUUAGGCAACUCUCAGGAAAGUUUUUAAAGCAGUUGUCUUUGAAGGGUUCAACACAAAACAGCGAAGACUUGAAACUUCUGCUAUCACACUUUUCUUCAUCACGGGGGAUUGAUUCAUCAUCAUCAUCAAAUGAUACCAUCACUAAACCGUCUCAACUUGAGAGAAACGAGUCUAAUAUCUCGCUCGAAGGAAGCAUGGUGAGUGAAAUCGAAGGAGAAAGUAUGGUUGAUAGGUUGAAACGACAGGUGGAGCAUGAUAGGAUAUUCAUGAGCGGGUUGUACAAAGAAUUAGAAGAGGAGAGAAGUGCUUCUGCAGUUGCUGCAAAUCAAGCAAUGGCAAUGAUUACUAGACUGCAAGAAGAAAAAGCAGCGCUUCAGAUGGAAGCUUUACAAUGCUUGAGAAUGAUGGAGGACCAAGCAGACUUUGACAAUGAAGCACUUCAAAAAGCGAAUGAAAGUAUUGCGGAGAUGGAGAAAACGAUACAAGACUUAGAAGUCGAGCUUGGAGUAUACAAAAAGAAAUAUGGUGAUAUUACUCUCUUGAAGGACAUUGAGGCUAGUUGUGAUUCAAGUAGUCUUAGGGAGUUGAGUUUAACUCUUGAUUUUGAAAAUGAAAAACUUUACAUCAAGAGAUGUUUAGAGAAAUCAGAAGAGAAGCUUCGUCUAUUCUCUAUCAUGGCCUCUACAGAUAGGGUUAACUAUGAUACUUCAGUAAAGGAAUGGGUUAAAUUGAGUAAUAAUUACACAGAAGUUCAGCAGAAAGAGGAUUUUCAAGAAAAUAGUGAAAUAGAAGGUAGUCGUUUCCAACUAGAUGCAAUGAAAGAAAAAGCAAUGCCUUCUUCUCAAGAAUUAUCUGCAUUACCACUCGGCGAUGCUGAAUAUGAUGAAAUUAAAACAGGGGGCGAAAGCAAACCCAGACACUCAGCUGAAAGUAUUGACUUGGAUAAACUAAGCAAUAAGCUGUCUACUAUGACUGAGAGACUAAAACAGCUAGAGGAAGAGUAUAACACAAUUCAGCAUUCCAUCAACUCACUCCGAAAUGGGGAAGAGGGGCUUAAAUUUGUACAGGAGAUAGCUGGUCACUGCGACAGUUGCAUUUAAGAAAAAGAUGUCCCUUCUUAUGAAAAGAUCUGUGGACUGGUAUGGCCAAGAAUUCGAAGAUAUACAUGAAUGGUGGAAAUCUCAAUCUAGUUUCACAAAAAUACAGAAUAUCCAGUUUGUUUGUACUUCUCUUUGUGACUAUAAUAUUUUAAUUUAUUUUUAUUUGUGGCUUGUACUUUAUUUUUUCUUUCUCUUGUAUUUCUGCGGAGUAUUAUUUAUUUAUUUAUUACCUUUACAGUCUACUCAUGCUUAUUUUUGUUCUUCUGUAAUUGAUUUGUAAAUAAAGUUUGGUUUGACAAUGGAGGCUAUUUAUAGAAUGUGUUUCGUUUGCUUCUACUUUUGAAGUUAUUUAUUUUAGAGAUUAUUCGAAAAACAAUUAAUAGUACGGUUUUGAUAAAACAAAGUCAGAGUGUUGGUAAAGAACUACUUUUUUUGUGUAAUAGAUGAAGUGAAAAAUUCCAGCUUUAAGUUUUAAAGUGAUUAAUUUAAAACACUAUUUUUAAGCUAAAAGCUGAAAAGUACCCUUUUUAAGCAAAGUAAAACACUCUCUUAGGCUUGUCUAUCUAAUAUUUAUAUAGUUUAUAUUACAUAAUUUGAUGGACGAGCUUUUUGAUAGACAAAACCUGGCCCGCCCCAAUCUGUUCCGCCUCUUUUUGAUAGACGAGCUUGGGCUGGCAUGGCUUGGUUUUUAGUUAGGUCUAGCCCGCCUCUGAAAACACUGAUCCUUUUGCGGGCUGAUCCAAAGCCAGCAAAAUGUCUUUUUGAACACUUGUAUGAAUAUCCUUGGAAAGUGGUCAUAGUGGAAUGCAAUCGAAUUUCCUUGGGAGUCCACUUUGACCUCUGUUUUUGAUUUCACUGGAAAAGCCAAUACUUUCCGAUAUUUUACGCGCAUAAGAGGGUGUUUGGAACUGAUUCUGAUUCUGCUUCCUUUUUAAAGCAGAAUCAGAAUCAGUUUUCAGAAGCUGGUCACCCCCAACUUCUAAAAAAACUGAUUCUAGGAGUAAAUUAGAGCACCAGAAUCACUUCUGCACUUUUACCCAAACACUCCAACUUCUGCU
Cuscuta europaea is the source of this 3470-nucleotide messenger RNA. NCBI's taxonomy places the organism in Eukaryota, Viridiplantae, Streptophyta, Magnoliopsida, Solanales, Convolvulaceae. The record is from the annotation of a GenBank genome assembly.